AUGGACAAUAAUGGCUUUUGCAAUGACAGUUACAACAGUGGGACCAGUGAUGAUGAACUUCUAGAUCUAACAGGGACACUGGAGUUCCCUGACGACGUGCCUCCAAUGAACCAUGACUAUAACUCAGCUGUUUUAAACAAUGGUAUUGGAAAUAGACAUCAGAAUGGUGCAGGAAAGCUGAUGGACCUGAUGGACGAGACCGUCCCUGGUGUUGGCACGUACGAGGACUUCAACACCAUCGACUGGGUCCGGGAAAAGUCCAAAGACCGAGACAGGCACAGAGAGAUCACCAAUAAGAAAACCCAGUCGACGUGGGACUUGCUCUUUAGCGUUAGCGAUGCUUUCUCAGGUUGGCUUCUCAUGCUUCUGAUAGGGCUACUGUCAGGUGCCUUGGCUGGAGGAAUCGACAUCAGUGCCCAGUGGAUGACCGACCUGAAAGGUGGCGUGUGUCUGAACGGGUUCCGGUAUAGCCAUGAGCACUGCUGUUGGAGUUCCAGAGAGACGACGUUCCAGGAGCGAGACAAGUGUCCGCAGUGGAAGAGCUGGGCGGAGCUCUUCGGAGCCCCGGAGGGGGCGAGUGCCUACGUGGUAAACUACCUGAUGUACGUGAGCUGGGCUCUGCUCUUCUCUUUCCUGGCUGUGACUCUGGUGAGAGUCUUCGCGCCAUAUGCCUGUGGAUCUGGAAUCCCUGAGAUUAAGACCAUACUGAGUGGCUUUAUAAUCCGGGGUUACCUGGGAAAAUGGACCCUGAUCAUUAAGACCGUCACGCUGGUGCUGGCCGUGUCGUCUGGGCUCAGUCUGGGGAAGGAGGGGCCGCUCGUCCACGUCGCCUGCUGCUGCGCCAACAUCUUCUGCUACCUCUUCACCAAAUACCGCAAGAACGAGGCCAAGAGACGAGAGGUCUUGUCCGCGGCUGCCGCCGUGGGGGUGUCCGUAGCUUUUGGAGCUCCCAUCGGAGGGGUUCUGUUCAGUCUGGAGGAGGUUAGCUACUAUUUUCCCUUGAAAACUCUGUGGCGGUCGUUCUUCGCCGCGUUAGUGGCCGCGUUCACGCUGCGUGCCAUAAACCCUUUCGGGAACAGCCGUUUGGUCCUGUUCUACGUGGAGUUUCACAAUCCCUGGCACCUGUUGGAACUAGUACCGUUUAUCCUGCUGGGCAUUUUCGGUGGGCUGUGGGGAGCCGCCUUCAUCCGCGCCAACAUCGCCUGGUGCCGCAGACGCAAGACCACGCGUCUCGGGCACUACCCCGUCCUGGAGGUGCUGCUGGUCACCUUGACGACGGCCGUCCUGGCCUUUCCCAACGAGUACACCCGCAUGAGCAGUAGCGAGCUGAUCUCGGAACUCUUCAACGACUGCAGCCUGUUGGACUCCUCCAAACUGUGCGACUACGCCAACGCCAACGUGACCAUCAGCAAAGUCGGCAACGGGCUGUCCAACCGCGCGGCCGGGCGCGGCCUCUUCACCGCCAUCUGGGAGCUUUGCCUCGCCCUCCUCUUCAAGAUGGUUAUCACCGUGUUUACCUUCGGCAUGAAAGUUCCGUCCGGUCUGUUCAUUCCCAGCAUGGCGGUGGGUGCCAUCGCCGGGCGGCUUCUGGGCAUUGGCAUGGAACAGUUGGCGUAUUAUAACCAUGAGUGGGAUGUGUUCAAGGGCUGGUGUUCUGAGGGCGCUGACUGUAUCACUCCAGGGCUUUACGCCAUGGUGGGCGCAGCCGCAUGCCUGGGUGGCGUGACGAGAAUGACCGUGUCUUUAGUGGUCAUCAUGUUUGAGUUAACUGGUGGACUGGAGUAUAUCGUGCCUCUGAUGGUGGCCACCAUGACCAGUAAAUGGGUGGCGGACGCCUUGGGCAGAGAGGGGAUCUACGAGGCUCACAUUCGCCUCAACGGUUACCCCUUCCUGGAGCCCAAAGAGGAGUUCAAGCACAAAACCCUGGCCGUGGACGUCAUGCGCCCUCGCCGCGGCGACGGACCCCUCGCCAUGCUGACCCGGAGCGGCAUGACCGUGGGCGAGGUGGAGGCGCUCGUCGACGACACGUCCUACAACGGUUUCCCCGUGGUGGUGUCCAAAGAUUCCCAGUGGCUCGUGGGUUUCGUGUUACGUCGAGACCUGGUGAUCUCUCUAGACAACGCCCGGAAACAUCAGGAGGGGGUCGUGAGCGAGUCGUGUGUCCUGUUCACAGAACACACUCCGUCCCAGCCUCCGAACGAGCUCCCGCCUGUCAAACUACGCAGCAUCCUGGACCUCAGUCCCUUCACUGUCACGGAUCAAACGCCCAUGGAGAUCGUAGUGGACAUUUUCCGCAAACUGGGGCUCAGGCAAUGCCUGGUCACACAAAACGGUCGUUUGUUGGGAAUCAUCACUAAGAAGGACAUUCUUAAACACAUGGCACAGAUGGCCAACAGAGAUCCAGAGUCCAUCCUCUUUAACUGAACAGCCUUUACUCAGCACCAAUAAG
Molecule: messenger RNA, 2449 nt
Organism: Chanos chanos (milkfish)
Lineage: Eukaryota; Metazoa; Chordata; Actinopteri; Gonorynchiformes; Chanidae
Gene: clcn5b
Product: chloride channel, voltage-sensitive 5b
Exons: 13
Coding region: 1-2424 (807 amino acids)
Biological process (GO): transmembrane transport; chloride transport
Cellular component (GO): plasma membrane; synaptic vesicle; early endosome
Molecular function (GO): voltage-gated chloride channel activity
Source: RefSeq, a predicted model, not a curated record